AUGUUCUCUCUGCAGGAAACUGAGAUUGCUCCUGACUGCAACCAUCUGCUGUGGAACUACAAACUCAAUCUGACCACAGACCCAAAGUUCGAGUCUGUGGCCACGGAGGUCUGCAAGAGCACCAUCGCUGAGAUAAAGGAGUGUAACGAGGAGGAGCGAGGGAGGGGCUACCUGGUGUCCUGUCUGGUGGAUCACCGUGGCAACAUCAGCGAGUACCAGUGUAACCAGUACAUCACCAAGAUGACCAGUAUCAUCUUCAGCGACUACAGACUGAUCUGCGGCUUCAUGGACAAAUGUAAAGAAGACAUCAACACCCUGCACUGCGGCAGCAUCAACAUAGGACACAAGGACGUUCACUCGCAGGGUGAAGUGAUCGCCUGUCUGGAGAAAGCGUUGGUGAGGGAGGCGGAGCAGCAGGAUCACGUUCGACCAAUCAAAGAGGAGUGUCAGAGGGCAAUCCUGCGGGUGGCGGAGCUGUCGUCAGACGACUUUCACCUCGACCGCCACCUUUACUUCUCCUGCCGAGAUGACCGCGAGAGAUUCUGUCAGAACACUCAGGCAGGAGAAGGGAAAGUCUACAAGUGUCUGUUUAAUCACAAGUUUGAAGAGGCCAUGUCAGAAAAGUGCCGGGACGCUCUGACCACCCGUCAGAAGCUGAUCUCUCAGGACUACAGAGUCAGUUACUCUCUGGCUAAAGCCUGUAAGCUGGACCUGAGGAAGCAGCGCUGCAGCCUGGACACCAACCUGCCACGAGCCCGCGAGGCUCGCCUGUCGUACCUGCUGCUGUGUCUGGAGGCUGCUGUGCACCGCGGUCGUCCCGUCAGCGGCGAGUGUCAGGGGGAGAUGCUGGACUACCGGCGGAUGCUGAUGGAGGAUUUCUCUCUGAGUCCGGAGAUCGUGCUGCACUGCCGGACGGAGAUCGAGGCUCACUGCUCCGGCCUGCAUCGCAAAGGCCGCACACUGCACUGCCUGAUGAGAAUUGGACGCGGCGACCGCAGCACCACCGUCGACAGCGUCUGCCAGAGCGCCCUGCAGACGUUGAUCCAGUCUGCCGACCCCGGAGCCGACUACCGGAUCGACCGGGCGCUCAACGAGGCCUGCGAGUCCGUCAUCCAGACCGCCUGCAAACACAUCCGCAACGGAGACCCAAUGAUCCUAUCGUGCCUGAUGGAGCACCUGUACACAGAGAAGAUGGUGGAGGACUGUGAGCACCGACUGUUGGAGCUGCAGUAUUUCAUUUCCAGAGACUGGAAACUGGACCCCAUCCUGUAUAAGAAGUGUCAGGGCGACGCUGCUCGACUGUGUCACACACACGGCUGGAACGAGACCAGCGAGCUGAUGCCGCCGGGCGCCGUCUUCUCCUGCCUGUACCGCCACGCCUACCGCACCGAGGAGCAGGGACGCCGGGUGAACCCAGACGGGCAGUUAUCUCGGGACUGUAAAGUCGAGGUUCAGAGGAUUCUCCACCAGAGGGCGCUGGAUGUGAAGUUGGACCCUGAGCUGCAGAAACGCUGCAUGACCGACCUCGGCAAGUGGUGCAGCGAGAAGACGGACACUGGACAGGAGCUGGAGUGUCUGCAGGAUCACCUGGAGGAUCUGGUGUCUGCCUGCAGGGAAGUCGUGGGCAAUCUGACGGAGCUGGAGUCAGAGGACAUCCAGAUUGACGCUCUGCUCAUCAGAGCCUGUGAACCCGUCACCCAGGCGCACUGCCACAUUCAAAUGAAGGAUUUCCGGUUCUCCUAUAAGUUCAAGAUGGCCUGUAAGGAGGACGUUCUCCGCUUGUGUCCAAACAUCAAGAAAAAGGUGGAUGUCGUCAUCUGUCUGAGCACCACGGUGAGGAACGACACGCUGCAGGAGGCCAAGGAGCAGCGGGUUUCACUCAAAUGUCGUAAACAGCUGCGGGUGGAGGAGCUGGAGAUGUCAGAGGAUAUUCGCUUGGAACCAGAGCUGUAUGAUCCCUGUAAGUCCGACAUCAGCCGUCUGUGUCCCAACGUGGCGUUUGGUAACGCUCAGAUGAUCGAGUGUCUGAAGGAGCAGAAGAAGCAGCUCAGUCAGCGCUGCCACCAGCGGAUCUUCAGGCUGCAGGAGGGGAUGACCGACCCCCCGAGCCUCGAUUACCGCUGGAUGGGAGUCUGCAAGCAGAUGAUCAAGCGGUUCUGUACUGAAGCGGACGCCAGGAACGUCCUUCAGUGUCUGAAACAGAACAAGAACAGCGAGCUGAUGGAUCCCAAGUGUAAACAGAUGAUCACCAAGAGACAGAUCACACAGAACACAGACUACAGGCUGAACCCGGUGUUAAGAAAAGCUUGCCGAGCUGACAUCCCAAAGUUCUGCCAGCCAAUCCUGAACAAGGCGAGCGAGGACAGUGAGCUGGAGGGUCAGGUCAUCACCUGCCUCAAACUCAAAUACGCCGACCAGAGGUUGUCGCCAGACUGUGAAGACCAGAUCAGAGUGAUUCUCCAGGAGUCGGCGCUCGACUACAGACUGGACCCACAGCUGCAGAUGCACUGCUCAGAUGAGAUCUCCAGGUUGUGUGCGGAGGAGGCAGCAGCUCAGGAGCAGACCGGUCAGGUAGAAGAGUGUCUGAAGGUCAACUUACUGAAAAUCAAACAGGACGGCUGUAAAAAGGAAGUCCUCAACAUGCUUAAGGAGAGUAAGGCAGACAUCUUUGUGGACCCGGUCCUCCACACAGCCUGCGCUCUGGACCUCAAACACCACUGUGCUGCCAUCACACCUGGCAGAGGACGACAGAUGUCGUGUCUGAUGGAGGCGUUACAGGACAAGAGAGUCCGCCUGCAGCCGGAGUGCAAGAAAAGACUUCAAGAUCGCAUCGACAUGUGGAGCUACGCUGCAAAGGUGGCGCCGGCAGAGGGUUUCUCAGACCUGGCCGUGCAGGUGAUGAUAUCGCCCUCCAAGAACUACAUCCUGUUAAUGAUCGCACUGAGCGUGUGCGUCCUCUUCCUCGUGGGGCUGCUGUGCGGGCGGAUCACCAAGCGAGUGACGAGAGAACUGAAGGACCGGUAGAGGGCGAGCGCUCGGACACAUCGUGAAAGACUGACUCCUUCCUCCUCUUCCUCCUCUUCCUCUCCUCCUCCUCCUCCUCCUCCUCCUCUCUCAGAUGCCCGGUCUGUAACCAGCCAACCUGCACAGUGCCAACGCCAGUACCCACAUCUGGAACUCCUCUGUUUAUUGGCUGCUGCUGAAUAUUUGCAUCAGAUGCAAAACGCCCCCCGACUCUCACGAAAACCUUAGAUCUCCAUUUGGGCUUCUCCAAACUGACUGUCUGAUUGGAGCGUUUUUUCCCUUGAUGAUCGUAUCUUUCUCCCAACAAAUCUGCUUUUGCCGAGGACUUCGUUUGGGGUCGGAUGUCAGGUCGUCCGGCAUCUUUUAAGUUUCUAAAUAAGCGCUGUUAAUGAUGUGACUGAGGGCUGCUGCUUCUGAGGUUAGGAUUGCUUUCCACUCGUUGAGUCCUGAUGCUUUUUGUGAUAUUUAAGACUGGAGCAUGUAGAGCAACAGGACUUUGUUUCUUUUUAAGUGACUGCGGCUGCCUGAAUCGCACACGGAGCAACUUUAAAUCUUGAGGCAAAACCUUUGCGUUGAAUUCUGUGAUGUUUGAACAUUUUUCUUCAUCCCGUCCCGUCCCGAUCGCGUCUAGCUCACCAGGUACGACUCUCUACAUUUGGACCAGUUCAGCCACAAGUUUUUGAUUCUUCCGGAUACUUUCACCAUGACCUGUGUAGUCCCAAAUCCCUGUUCUCUGUUGCCUUUAAUGAACCAACACAAUCUAUCACAUAACACACAGAGGCUUCAUUUUAUAACUGUACGACCUGCCAGCGCACAAACAUGCGCCGUUGUCUUUCUGUUGUGAGGGAGGAAGUGAUUAAUACAGAUAAAGCAUCUAAACACAAGACUCAUGUAAAAACAGCUGUUUUUCUCUGCAUAGGGAGUUCCUUUUUUUGCAAAUGACUUGUGUAUCGAUGGCAUGCGAGACGUAAGCCCACACUACUUCGAUGUUUAAAGUCAUAUCGUACAUUUACACUCAAAACAUGCAUGUAAACAUACAGUAGAUCAGACAUGAGCCAAAACAUCGUCUGAAAAUGGGCACAAACAAGACUGAGGUAAUCUUUUCAAACAGGGUCCGUAGAUAAUAGCUGCUUCUCUUAGGCUCUUAGCCUAGCUUAGCAUAAAGACGGAGACUCACCCCCGUACAGUUGUCAUAAACAGGAAAUUUGGCUAUAAAGAGUUGAGCAUUUUAAUAUGGGGCCUUUAUGGACAUUGACUCACUUCUGUAGUCAGCCUCAAGUGGCCGUUAGAGGAACUGCAGUUUUUGUUACGUCAGUGUCGGCUUCAUUAGCCAGUCACAGAGGUUUCUGCUUGGAUAAAACGUGUUAAUCAGUGAUCUUUUAGAGGUGUAUUUUUAACUCUGGACAGAGCCAGGCUAGCUGUUUCCACCUGCUUCCAGUCUUUAUGCUAAGCUAAGCUAAUCACCCCCUUGGCUCCAGCUCCUAUAAACGUGUCCAGCACCAAACGGCUUGUUCUGCUGCCCCCAAGUAGCCAAAAAAAAAAUCUAUUAAAGCAGCUUUAAGUGUUUUUGACUGCAGCAGGGAGGGCCUGAGGGCCACAGUGGGAGACAGCAGAGGAAAAAUAAAGUGCAGCCGUCAUGGUGAACUGGACUGAUCAAGGUUUCAUAAGACUGAUUGUGAUAUUAUUAUUAUUAAUUAUCUGAUUCAGAUUAUUCAGUUUUAUUUAUACAUGUGUAUCACCUGAAGCUUGAGCUGACUAAUAUCAGAUACAUUGUAACUUCCAUAAUAAACGUAUGUGACGCAUACAAGCAAAAUAUCUGCACGGGGUCACCUUUUACCAGGUGACAUGAGACGAUCACUAGGAAUGCAUCAAAUAGUAAUAUUAAAGGAAACUUAUAAAGGAUGUUUGGCUUCAUCAGUCCCUCCAGGAAGUUGCAAUGUCGUCGCAUCAGUUAACGCAAAUUCAACCAAUCCCUGCAACUUUUCCACAAAUUUGACCAAUCAUCACUCACAGCAAAACACUGAGCCAAACAUCACUGGAACAAGUUGCCUUCAAUUUUUAAUGAAUUAUACAAUAAAGUAGCAACUAUUUUUUCACUUUCUCAUCCAAUUUAAUCGCAAAAUAAUUCCUAAAAACAUUUCAACAUGCGUCACACGAAGAAAAGCUUCCAUGAAAUCAGGCAUUAUAUAUUUUUAUCUAAAUGGGACCAUAAUUUACUAAAUAAAUAUCAUGCUGUAUGGAAAAAGACUGAAACUAGAGAUUGAGACCAUAAACUCAUUAGGAAACUAUUAAUGAGCUAAUAAAGUGAGAAGUUGGGUCAUUUUUUGAUAAGACCAAUGAAAGCCUGUCAGAUCCUGGAGGGACUGCUUAAUGCUGACAUUUUUCAUCCAGGUAGAAAAGAAUCGCUCAGUAUUUUACAGACAUUCAAGCCAUAAACUUAUUGUUGCUUUUGUUUCAGGCUACUUUAAUUGUAACUAAAGAGAUUUUUUUUCUUCUGAUUGAUGAAUAUUUUAUUUUGCACUUUAACUUGAUCACAUCUGCCGUGCAUUGAAGUGCUUGUUUGUUCGCUGACAUGAGCUGACUGGACAAUGAGCCUCAUUCAUCUCAUUCACAUGUAAAAAGAUGUCUAAAAAAAAAAGUAACCACACCUUUCUUUUAGCGAAUGUUUUGCAGCUUCUGGUUGUACAUUAAUAUUUGUGAGGGAGUUAAAAGAAGCAGCAUACACACGAUGUUUGCUGCUCGUUCACAAAUGUUAACGCCGCUGAAGUUUUAAACCAUUUGUGAACAUUCUCGAAGGGAUUUGAGUGUGAAAAAAGAAACGUCCUCUACCUGAAAGCCGAGCCGUCGUCAGAUAGAAUCCAGCAGCUCGCUGCUUUGAGCUUUUCUAAAUGAUCUUUAUCUUUCCUGUGUGUCUCUGCUGAAGUCAGGUGUUGAAUCACAGUCAUUUCACAGGAAAUAAAGGAGAUAUCAUAAGUUUGUACGCAAGACUCUACGUGUACAAACCUUAUCAGUGUGCAGUUUUUUUCUUUUCAGAUUAUACCAUGUAACAUGAAGACGUAACUGAUUUAUCAUUGUGAGAUUUGAUUUUGCUGUACAGAUAAGAAUUUGUCAAUUUAAUAAAACUGUCUGCAGAUUUUCUUAU
Molecule: messenger RNA, 6166 nt
Organism: Morone saxatilis (striped sea-bass)
Lineage: Eukaryota; Metazoa; Chordata; Actinopteri; Moronidae
Product: Golgi apparatus protein 1-like
Cellular component (GO): Golgi membrane
Molecular function (GO): fibroblast growth factor binding
Source: RefSeq, a predicted model, not a curated record